GAUGAGUUGUCAAUGGAGAAGCAGGCAGACAUUCUUCCACGUGAAAAUGGGAUCAAACCCCUGAACUGGCACUGUCCGGGCAGACACUCUAUCCACUGGACCACUGAGGCUUUCCUUUCCCCAUCUGGUAGUAAGGUCAUUAAAUCAAAAGUGCAUGUAAAGUUAUUGUUAAGGCUGUCCAAACACCGUCCAUCCAGCUAGCUCCAACCUUGUGGACAUGAAAAAGUUACACAUCCCGGAAAUUUUGAGAAAAGGACAAGUAGUUGUGGAAUUAUAUAUUCUUCACCAACAUAACCAAACACAAAUAUAGAGAAAAACACACAAAAAAAGACCCAACACUGAUGGCAUCCAGGAACGAUGAUCCUGAAAUCAGUGUCCAGUAUCUAAACAUUGUGAACCUGAAGUAUCUCAUAAAAGCUGGUGAUGUCGUUGCUGUUCAAAAGUUCAUUCAGACCUCACAAAUUAAUCCCAGUCAAGAAUGUGUAAAAGACAUUCCCCCAGUGUUCACAGCAGCAAGAUAUGGUCAAGUUGAUGUCAUGCAUCUUCUGAUAUCAAUGGGCUUUGCUUGGAACGAUUCACGCAGGUUUAAUAUUGGAAGGCGUGUGGAUGUAUAUUCUUCAAUACAUUGCGCAGCUUAUUACGGCCAUGUGGAUAUUGUAAGGGCACUAGUCAUGGAAUAUGGCGUCGAUGCUCAGGUUUUGAACCUUGAGCAGUUUGAAAUUGAUGAGUGUCUAAGUCUUUAUCCAUUCCCCCGAGUUCCACUCUGGUUUGCUGUGCAUGGCGGCAGACUGAAUGUUGUGGAGUUCCUCUUUGAGUAUGUAGACUCUCGCCACAAAGCCAUUGAGUUCCCCGGCGACCACUCUCCACUAAUGCUUGCUGCCAUGGGAGAACAUCAGGACAUAUGCAGAUAUCUUAUUUCCAGAGUUGGUAACACAAAGGAGAGGAAGUCUUACCUAUGCAAUGAAUUACUUCAAACCAUUAGAACAAACCACAUUGAGGCGGCACAUGUAUUGCUGGAUUGUGAAGCUGAUGUAAGAGAGGACACAGACAAGCAGCAGGAUGGUUUUUUUGCACAAGCACUAUUGAUGGGCAGUUUAGAAAUGAUGAAGUUACUACACUCUUACGGCUAUGAUGCAGACGCUGUACCGGCCGAUACAUUUAGUCUUCAUUCCCUGGAUGUUGUUCGCUACCUCGCUGUGGAUCUGAAUGUCAGGAUAGUACUCAGUGAAUACUGGUUCAAGUCAAUGCCUUCUGACAUUAUAACACUACUGAUAAAAGCAGGUUGCCAAUUUACUCGCAGAGAUUAUGACUGUUUAGAGGAGAUGUUUGACAUUCGAAGAUUGUCGCACCCAACAUUUAUGAAUUUUGUGAGACAAACUAUCUCCAUACCAAGGAGCCUACAGGACAUUUGUUGUUUUAGAGUGCGGCAGCUUCUAGGACGUAACAUUUCCUGUGUUGGUUCAUUGCAAAUUCCCCAAAAAGUAAAGGACUUCAUCAGACUGAAACAUGUCUGAAACUGCUUCAGUUAGUCUCUAAAUUCAAAUUCCCUUGCCUUGGGAAGAUGAGAGAAUGCUUGAAAAAAAUAAUGAUGCUUCAGACAUUUAAAAUAAGUAAAAUGUCUGUCACAAAUUUAAAAUUGUUGCAAGAUGCUUUAAAAUAAAUGUUUAGGAUCUUAAUCCUAAAUCCCAGACACUGACCCUAUUCUUUCUCUUCUCCACCAAUGAAUGAUGAGCUAACUCAAUGGAUGGGUAAUCAGUCUGGGCGAUUUGUCAGCCUACCCAGAUGGACUGGAUCUUUGUUCACAAUAUCAACCACUGGUUUACUUUACUUUACUUCCUGGCUGCAGUUGGAAUGUUGCUGAGUGGAACAUUAAAAAGACAAACAAAAGAUACUAUUAUUCACUGGUUUGUCAGGCCUAGACUCAAUUAUUAACAGCCUGCAGUCAUUUAGCUGGAAUAUUGUUCCCUUGGAGACUUAAAAAAAU
Haliotis rufescens (red abalone) is the source of this 1984-nucleotide messenger RNA. RefSeq names its product ankyrin-3-like. The transcript has 3 exons. NCBI's taxonomy places the organism in Eukaryota, Metazoa, Mollusca, Gastropoda, Lepetellida, Haliotidae. The record is from RefSeq and is a predicted model, not a curated record. Gene Ontology annotation, molecular function: protein binding. The coding region runs from base 342 to 1514 and encodes 390 amino acids. Gene Ontology annotation, biological process: intracellular signal transduction.